AUGUAUUCAACAGCAUCUGGUUCUUCGAGAAGGGCUAAAAGAGGAAAAUUACGAUUAAUGUGUGUUGACUCAAUAUGUAAUCUUGAACAAAAUCAUCAAGAAAAUCCUCCAAAUAAAUAUGAAUUUGCUGAUAUUAAAGAUUCAUGUAGAAUUGAAUAUAAUGGAGAAUCCAUUGAAUUUAGUAUUAAACAAUUAAUUAAUAUAAAAUACUUAGGUCAAGGAUGCUUUGGUUCGGUUAUAUUAACUCAACUUGAACAUCGACCAGAUGUCAUAUUCGCAUGUAAAAGAAUGACACUUGAAAUACUUGAAAAUAAUGAUUAUUCAUCUCAAUGUGAUUUAAGAGCAAUGAGAGAUGUUGGAAAUGAUCGUCAUCCUCAUAUUGUUAAUUUUUAUGCUGCUUUAAUUGAUUUAAUUAAUGGAGAAUUAGUUAUUUGUAUGGAAGCACUUGAAACAAGUAUGGAUAAAUUUUAUUCCACUCUUCAUUCACGUAUUCAACCAUCAUCAAAUUUAUUAGAUUUAUUUAUACGACGAUUAGCUAAACAUAUUGUCUUAGCACUUGAUUAUCUUAAAUCAAAAAAUCUAAUUCAUAGAGAUGUUAAACCACAGAACAUGCUAGUUGCACGUCCAGUCAUAUUUAAAUUGUGUGAUUUUGGAAUUUGUGAAACUUACAACGAUUCACUUUCAUUAGUUCUUCAUAGAUCAAUGAAUUAUUUCUCUCCUGAGCGUUUUCGUGGUGUUUACUCUUAUGGAAUACCAUCUGAUAUGUGGGCAUUAGGAAUGAAUCUUCUUGAAAUAAGUCAAGGUUAUCAUCCAUUAGCUUCACAACCAAUUCUGUCAUAUCUGUCUCAUAUGAACAAUGGAUGGCAACCAGAUAUACCCUUAACACUUAAUCAACAUACUAGAGAUUUACUUUCAAUAUUACUUCGUCAUAAUGUAAAUGAACGUCCACGUCAUUAUUCGGAUAUAUUAUCAAUGCCAUCAAUGAUAUCUGUUGAAGAAAAUCCAUCAGAUGAUGAGAUAAAUCUUGUUAAUUGUGUUCUUGAUGCUUUACCAUCAGAAACAUCUGAAUAA
Messenger RNA from Rotaria sordida, 1071 nucleotides. Lineage: Eukaryota; Metazoa; Rotifera; Eurotatoria; Philodinida; Philodinidae. The record is from the annotation of a GenBank genome assembly.